AUGAUUGGUUUUACCUGCGUUCUUGCUCUAAUAAAACAUUUGAUGUUUCGCGUUUACGCUGAAAAUUUAACACACAAUUACUCUUCUGCUAUCAAUGAUUAUUGUGCAAUUGAUACUGAAGAAAAACGCACUAUAAUGCGGCAACACGCUUUCCUGGGAAGAAUGGUUUUCUACUUUGUCACAGCAAUGGCAUUUACCUGUGCUGUUUGUUUAAUAAUGACGCCCAUCAUUGAAUAUUCUAACAAUGUACAAGUUAAUGCAUCUACUAAUAAGCAUACUUCAAGAUAUCCUGUUCCCUCAGAUUGCACAUGGGGGAAGUUAGAUGUCUCGAUGAGGACAUAUUUGUUGCUUUUUGUACUGCAGUUUAUUCAAAUAGGGAUCAGUUCCUGUGCUUACGUCGGCAAUGACUCACUUUUUCUCGCAAUUACCCUGCAUGUUUGCGGACAAAUGGAACUCUUAAAAAUUGAAUUUCGUAAAAAUUUUGCUAUGGAAACCAAAAAUAUCAUGGAGGAUUUUUCAAAAUUAAUGACGAGGCAUUGUUGUCUAUUGAGGCUUGCUCAACAACUGACUGAUGCAAUAAGUGUGGUUCUAUUAAUGCAGUUCUUCGUCAGUAGCAUUCUCAUUUGCAUAAUGGGCUUUCAAUUGAUUCUGGCGUUGAAAGUGAUUGACGUAGUAAUGAUAAUUAAAGCUACAAUAAUGUUACUUACUUUUUUGUCACAAUUGUUCGCCUAUUCUGUCGUAGGCGAAUAUUUGAAAAGUCAAACAGAAAAAGUCGCAUAUUCGAUUUACUGUUCCAAUUGGCAUUGCUUGUCAGCAAAAUUUAUGAGAAAUAUCUUGUUUAUCAUUGCACGAUCGCAGCAACCCGUUACAUUCUUAGCUGGAAAUUAUCUAGUCGUUAAUUUACCAACUUAUAUGUCUGUAUUACAAACCUCUUUUUCAUACUUAUCUGUCCUACGCAUGAUGGUGGACAAUUAA
This is a messenger RNA of Linepithema humile (Argentine ant), 975 nucleotides long. Its product is annotated as odorant receptor 10-like. Gene Ontology annotation, molecular function: olfactory receptor activity; odorant binding. NCBI's taxonomy places the organism in Eukaryota, Metazoa, Arthropoda, Insecta, Hymenoptera, Formicidae. Gene Ontology annotation, biological process: sensory perception of smell; detection of chemical stimulus involved in sensory perception of smell. The record is from RefSeq and is a predicted model, not a curated record. Gene Ontology annotation, cellular component: plasma membrane.